This is a messenger RNA of Lottia gigantea (owl limpet), 1770 nucleotides long. RefSeq lists its product as hypothetical. Gene Ontology annotation, molecular function: RNA binding. The transcript is spliced from 8 exons. The record is from RefSeq and is a predicted model, not a curated record. The coding region runs from base 50 to 1273 and encodes 407 amino acids. Gene Ontology annotation, cellular component: cytoplasm. Lineage: Eukaryota; Metazoa; Mollusca; Gastropoda; Lottiidae.
AAAAACUUUAACUAAACAAAACUAACAGUUGAGAUUGACUAAAGACAAAAUGUCAGCGAGCAACAACCAAGCUGACUCCAAACCUAAAACCUAUCCAGAGGAUUCCAAAUGGGGUAUCCGUAAAAAGGUUUGGGAUAAGAUCAACAAUGAAAAACUGGCCAACUUUCCACUUCCAGUUUAUCAUCGUAUCCCUAAUGUAAAGACGUCCGGUGAAGCGAGUAGGAAAGCAGCAGAGUUGGAUGUUUUUAAGAAUGCUAAAGUGAUCAAGAUUAACACCGACAAACCCCAAGAACAGGCUCGACUUUCAGCUCUUCAGGCUAAUAAGACCGUGUUAGUUCCCACCCCAGGCAAGAAGACAGGUUUGUUGAGUAAGAUUGUACCACCAGCUGAUACCAAACCAGAUGAUUUGAAACCGUACGCUCAGGCUCUGGGUAUGGGUGAAAACAGCCAGACGUUGGAGUUAGAUGAAGUUUUGAAGAUUGACCUUAUCAUCAUUGGAUCUUGCUGUGUUUCUGAACAAGGAUACCGUCUGGGUAAAGGUGAAGGUUAUGGAGAUCUGGAAUACGCGAUGAUGUUGAAUGCUGGGUACAUCACCAGAAACACGCCAGUCGUAACCAUAGUAGAUGAGGUCCAGAUACAAGAGAUACCAUCUGAUAUACUGGAAGAACAAGACGUGACUGUAGACUACAUUGUCCUGCCUGAUAAGAUCAUUGAGACUAAAUGUCCUAAACCAAAACCAUCCGGAAUAAUCUGGUCUAAACUCACGGAAAGGUAUUUGGAAAGAAUUCCAGUGUUACAGUUGCUAAGAGAAAAGGAUGAGAAGAAAGGAGUAGAUGUAAAACUAGGGGAAGUCGAUCCUGAACCACGACCUAAAUUCACUCCACCAAGGCGUAAUCGACGACCUUACAAUAAUCAAGGUGGAAAGUCUGAGAAAGAGAAUAAUCCUCGACAACGACCUCGUCCUCGACGACGACCUAACCAAACUAACACGUCUGUUUAUGUUGGCGGGUUACCAAGGUCAUUGAGAGUCAGUGAAUUCAAGAAAGAUAUUCAUGAUCGAGAUGUUCAACCCCUGCGAGUUGUUUGGCACGGAAGCAACGGCCAUGCUUUCUUACAAUUCCAGAAACAAGACGAGGCCGAAAGCGCUCUGCAGGCUUUGCAGAAUUUGAAUAUUAAAGGUCGUGACCUUAAGGUCGAGAAGGCAACUGGAGGUCGGAGGUCGAUUUCAGAGAAAACUUCUGAAAGUCAUGAUCAACCAGCUUCAGAAGAUUAAACCAGACGCAAAUUUCUGAAAAUCUUUACAGCAAAUGUUCGUGAAAAAAAUUUGUAAAUAUUUUGGCCAUUAAAAUUGAAACAAAAAGAAGUUUUGUACAUAUUUUGGUUUGAAAAAAUUCUUAAUUGCAGAAGCUUUGCAAACAUUCAAAGUUGCUGGAAAUUUGUGACUUUACUUCAGGCAAUGUUUUGCGGCCAUAUUUACUGUAAAGAUUUUCUGAAUUUGCUGACCAAAAUUUAAAAACAGGCUUCUUCAAAAUAUUUAAUCAUUAUAGUUUCAUGAUCAGAUUUUAAACAUAAAAAUGGCUGUCUGCUUACUUCUGAUUCAAGAUAAAGACUUUUCGCCACAUUUUGACAAUUUGACAAAGGUGUUGAUGAUCAAGUCUAAACUCAGGAUUAACCAGUCAGUCAUUUUGUUAAAAACCAAAUUUCAAUUCACAUUGUGCCUUCAAGUUCAAAUUUUAAAGUUUAAAUAUUUACUUUAAUUCGGGUUAUAUU